CCCAACCGGAAACAGGAAGUUUCGACCACGAUACAGGGAUGCGAAUGGAAAGCCACACACCACCGGCAGGAGUUGAUGAAUUAUCGUGAUUACCAUCGUCUCUAAAUUUAAUAGAGUAUGCUCUUUAGCGAGCCCUUCAUGCGGAGGAGGUGAGCCUGGUUGGUCACAGGGAUAUGGUAAUGUAUAGUGACUAGCGCUGGACACAGACAGCACUGGACACAACAACAACAAGGAACAGCAGAUUUGCCUGUGAUGAGUUGCGAAGGCACUGGUUUGGGGGCCCCGGGCCCACGUGCAGGGUAUUGGGAAAAAAUCCAGGAGCGCUCAGCCUCUUUGGAGACCUGUCCGUGGUGUGCUGCUAAAGGGCAGACUCGGGCUCUGCGUUCCUAUAGGAUCAGCAUCCAGGAGGUCAUCACCCUCUGCACUGACCCACAGUGCCUGUUUCCCCUGGUCUCGCGGCCUUUGGAAGAUGUCCUGGCCAGCCUCGUACCCCCUCUACCCCAAACACAGACGGGGAGGAAGAGGAAGAGUCCCAGUGGGUUGGAGAUUGGAGACUCUGUAUCUUCCCCAAAAAGCGCACGAUCGGAGGAGGCCGUGUCACAGAAUGAGAGUCGCCCAGUCGUCAGGAUCACCAGCUCCGAACUCAAUGGCGAAGACUGCUUUCAUAAGAUGAAGCACACAGUACAGAAGGAGAGAAUCGGCCAAUCUGAACCCACAGACAUGGAGCUGGUGGAUAAAACCCUCAACUAUCCACUUCCUGAGAGGGGAGGGGCCAAUGGAUACCACAGGGAUUCUGAUUGGCCGAUACCAGAGGAAAUGGACCAGAAUGUCCUAGAUGAGGGAGAAGAUGGUGUCUUUCUCCCAGAGGAGGUUACACCUACUUUAGACAAGGGGUUGCCUCUCCCAGAGAAGACUGUACCUACGUCACAACUGUCUUUUGUAGACGCUGAGCCUGCACCAAAGGAGGUUAUCUGUCCCUUAGACGAGGCUGUUUCUGCCCUAGAGAAGAUUUUACCUCCCGUAGACUUGGCUGUUUCUGCCCCAGAGAAGAAUGUGGAUGCUCCAGAGAAAGUUUUGGCUCCACGGGUAACUGUCCCUAAUUUACAGGACACAGUCUGUCUCCUAGAGGCCCUACCUGUCCCAGGGGAGGAGGCCCUACCUGUCCCAGGGGAGGCUGUCUCUCUGCUAGAGGAGGCUCUACCUGUCCCAGGGGAGGCUGUCUCUCUGCUAGAGGAGGCUCUACCUGUCCCAGGGGAGGCUGUCUCUCUGCUAGAGGAGGCUCUGAUUGUCCCAGGGGAGGAGGCCCUACCUGUCCCAGGGGAGGCUGUCUCUCUGCUAGAGGAGGCUCUACCUGUCCCAGGGGAGGCUGUCUCUCUGCUAGAGGAGGCUCUACCUGUCCCAGGGGAGGCUGUCUCUCUGCUAGAGGAGGCUCUGAUUGUCCCAGGGGAGGAGGCCCUACCUGUCCCAGGGGAGGCUGUCUCUCUGCUAGAGGAGGCUCUACCUGUCCCAGGGGAGGCUGUCUCUCUGCUAGAGGAGGCUCUACCUGUCCCAGGGGAGGCUGUCUCUCUGCUAGGGGAGGAGGCUCUACCUGUCCCAGGGGAGGCUGUCUCUCUGUUAGAGGAGGCUCUACCUGUCCCAGGGGAGGAGGCCCUACCUGUCCCAAGGGAGGCUGUCUCUCUGCUAGGGGAGGCUGUCUCUCUGCUAGAGGAGGCUCUACCUGUCCCAGGGGAGGCUGUCUCUCUGCUAGGGGAGGCUGUCUCUCUGCUAGAGGAGGCUCUACCUGUCCCAGGGGAGGAGGCCCUACCUGUCCCAAGGGAGGCUGUCUCUCUGCUAGAGGAGGCUCUACCUGUCCCAGGGGAGGCUGUCUCUCUGCUAGAGGAGGCUCUACCUGUCCCAUGGGAGGAGGCCCUACCUGCCCCAGGGGAGGCUGUCUCUCUGCUAGAGGAGGCUCUACCUGUCCCAGGGGAGGCUGUCUCUCUGCUAGGGGAGGCUGUCUCUCUGCUCGAGGAGGCUCCACCUGUCCCAGGGGAGGAAGAUGCAGAGGGAAAGGAGCCUGUUCCUACCAUGGAGACUGUCCUGGUCCUGCAGGAGGCUCUAACUGUCUUAGAAGAGGCUUCACCUGGAAUGAAGGAGGGGCUAAGUGUCUUACAGAAAGAGGAUGAGGAAGAAUUGGUUCUAAUCGCCUCGGAGAAGGAGGAAGAAGUCGCUGCACUGGUGGCCUUGGAGGCUGUGUCUAUACCUGCCAUGGUUGAGGUUGUCCCUGCUUUAGAGAAAGAUGAGGAGGAUCUGCUUGUCUUUGACGGGGAAGAGAAGAUACAGGAUGAAGAGCGCCCCCCGCAGGGGGUCUGUAGACCCUGCAGUGUGGACCUCAGUCAGAGCAAAGUGCAUGAUGGUCAGGAAGAUGACGGUCCUAUCAGAGCUAGAAGAAGAGCUCACAACGCCCGACAACUAAGCGACGAGGAACAGGAAGUAAGCGUCAAAGAGGAAGUGGAAGUCCUGACACCGGCGCCGAAAAAGAAAAGGGGCCGGCCAAGAAAGACUCCUAUUAUUAAAUACACGCAGGAAGUGUUGCCCGACUUUGACCCGGGACUGAUCUCGACGGGGGAGUUGGUCCCAGUUCCCGGACCUCACCUGUUCUGGAAGAAUGAGCACAGUCUGGGUUGGCUGGACACCUUGCUGGUAGCGCUGGUCCACUGUCGCACCCUGAGGGACAGACGACCCAUCAAGAGGCCCACUGUAGGUCAACCGGUCUGGGAUCUGUGUGAGAGGUACGACCGAGCCUGUAGUCUCAGCGCAGCCUACCAACACACUGGCGCAGAUGGUGUCGUCCGUGUGCCCUCCGCCGUGUCACAGAGGGUCCAGACCGAGAUGCAGGCCAUCAGGACGGCCAUCUUUAAACUGCUGGAGCCUCUGCUGAAAUGUAAACUGGGUCAGAAUGAGAGGCUGGUUUUUGUCCUGCCUCUCCUCCUCGGGGCUGACUCCUGGGCUGAACGGCUCUUCCAGCAUGAGUGUGACUGGCAGUUUCAGUGUAACUCGGCAAUUUGCAGGCAUGCCACCCAAACCAAAUGUAACAAGACCCUCACCACUUUCACCAAGGUGGUUUCUGAUUGGCACCCUCUCAAUGCUGCCAACCAAUCACGUUGCUGCAAGUGUAAUAAGAUGAAGCAAGCCAGGAUGUUGGUGCUGGAGAGGCUGUCUCCUGUGUUUGUGCUACACUUUGCGGAAGGUCUCCCUGACAACGACCUCAGCGCGUACUCCUUCACCUUCCAGCAGCAGAGGUACUCCAUCACCACCGUCCUGCAGUACGACCAGCCGCUCAACCACCUGGUCAGCUGGAUACGUAUCCCUGACGGAUCAUGGUUAGAGUUCGACGACCUGAAGCAUCCUGACUGUGUCUCGCACACCCAGCUGGCUGUCCCGCCUCGAGAGAUCCACGUUGUCUUCUGGGAGUUGGAGACAGACCGACCGGACAACCCACAGACACCCUGCUCUUCUCCUCCCGAAAACCUGACGAGCACUUCCUUGAUACAGAAAGAACCUCACCCGGCCCAGAUCUUUGUCGUUAAUGAAUCUCUAGACCUUUCUCAGACGGUCUCUGACGACUUGGACGCCACCAUAACGGCAGACGACAUAGAUAACAAUAUGGACACAACAUUAACGAAUAACGUAGAGUCUCCCAUCAUCAUCGGUUCCACAUCCAUGCUCGCUGAUGUACCGUUCCAGUCCUGGUCUCACGACCUCUCUCUCCCCCUCCCUCUCAAUGACACGGCCGUUGUCGAGGCGCUGACGGUGUCUGACAACACAGAUAAUGACGUCAUGGACACCGCGGUAACAGCCGGUGACCCGUCCAUCGGUUCUGCCACGCUGCUCGACACCUUCGAAGGCCUCUCCCACGACGACAUUGUCACCCUGACGCUCGUAGAGGUCAAAAUGGACUCUGAGAGCAGACCGUUGGACGACAUCACCCCGGCUCCCAAACAAAAUGGAAGAGACGUCUGCUUUCUCUCGGCUCCUGGAUCUGAGACCCCACCACUUGCCCAUGAAACGACCCCACUUGCCCAUGAAACGACCCCAUCUGCCCAUGAAGUACCCACUGAAUCUGAAACAGACGACGAAGACGUCGCUGAAAGGCCAACGUCCCCCGAUACGGCCAGUGAGUUUGUCCCUGACAGCAGUGACGGCCCGUCUCAGACCGACUCUGAAGGAGUCACUCCUAGUCCUCCCAGGAUCAGGAGGAGAAGCAAUAGACCUAAAAUGGCGUCCAACGCUCCAGUUGCUGCUGCAGCGAAGGUGGUCACAACAACACCAAUGGCACUUUCUGGAAACUGUGGUGACAUAAUCCUGCCUUCUGUUGUAUCUGUGAUGUCACCAUCAUAUGUGGAUCCCAGCACCGCAGCACCUAGUCUCCCUCCCCUGCCCCACCCCAAAACCCCCAAUACCCCCAACACUCCGGAGAGCACGCCUGGUCUCCCUCCCCUGCCCCCGCCCCACCCCAAUACCCCCAACUCUCUGCAGAGCACGCCUAGUCUCCCUCCCCCGCCCCCGCCCCACCCCAAUACCCCCAACUCUCUGCAGAGCACGCCUAGUCUCCCUCCGCCACCGCACCCCAACUCCCACUGGUCGUACCUGCUCAGCCGCCACCCCACCGCCACCCCCACUCCCCCCGGCACCCAGAGACAACCCAGUCAGUUGAACCACUCGACACCCAACCGGUUCCAGCAGCUUUCACAGAGCCGACAGACCCCCAAGAUGGCUCCCCCCAACCCAGACACCAGGUUGAAGAAGCCUCCUCCUCUCCCCAAAGCCAGACUCAGUAAAGAGGACAACGAGGCCCUGCCGGUGAAGGCUGCCGAGAUGUACGGAGGGUUCCAGGCCAGGAGCAGGAACGUAAAUACAAACAUAAACAAUGUCUCUUCCAAGACUUCACCUCCAACCCAGCUCCUCUCUCAAAAGACACCAAGUCAGCCUGUCGCCCUCGCCUCGCGAAAACCCCCUAUCGACAACACUGCAGCAGCGUAUCCUAUCAUGACCUCACUUCCUUCUUCUCCGGGAGUCACGGAGCUCCAUAAAAUCUCUUCCUCCAGGAAUCAAGGCCCCGGUGGCCAGGUCCCGAAGGUUCCGGCUGGCCUCAGUGAGACCGAAGCCCUCAGGUACAAGCUGCUGAAGAAGCUGAAAGCCAAGAAGAAGAAACUGGAGAAGCUGAAUCAGAAGUUGGGUUUCCAGGCGGCUGCAGUAGGACAGGAAGUGACCCACGGACCAGACUGUGCCGACCUUCGCUCCCCCUCUACUGUUAGCUCCAGUACCUCCGCCUACGACGGCCCCGCCUACGACGAGUUCUUCGCUGACCUUCUGUCGCCCGCGACGACUGCCAGCAAUCUAUCACCGGACAGCACGGGCUUCCUGGAUAUGCUCACCACCAAUGGGCAAGAAGGGGGAGGGAACUUGGCGUGUGGGGGGAAUGCGAUUGGUGGAGCCUCACAGAUGAUGACCACUGCGACCUUACAACCGGCCAAUCACGGUGUAGUAAUGCCACUGCCUGGUCUAGAUGAGCCAAUCAUGACCUCCGGUGAGAACUUCCUGGAGGAGUUCAUAUCGGGGUCGGCCAAUCAGCAGAUGGAGACGGAAGCACUCAGUGCUUUCGACCUGUUCUUCUAGGCUUCGUUAACCACAGGUCUAGGAUCUGCUUACCAAACCCCUGAGCCUAAACAUCAAAGCUUAGCUCAGAUGUCUCCCUGGUCAGUAUUACAGAUUCUGUUCAAUGAAAAGAUUCUCAUGUCUAAUUCGUUGACAAGAUCACUAUAUAGGAAGUGGAGUUGCCAGGAGAAACGGCAUGCUACUGCACCUUUCAGUCGCGUGUGUGUGUGUGUGUGUGUGUGUGUGUGUGUGUGUGUACGUGACAUCAGUGGGUUGUUCUGUUAUUGGUAGCAUGUGUCACACAAAGUGGAAUCUUAACAGCUAGCCGUUUAAAAUAAACACUCCCAUACCAUUCAUGCAUUUACUUGUUUCCAAAAUAAUGUUGAUACUCAAUUGAAGCUUUGUCCUAAAUGCCACCUUAUUCCCUAUAUACUAUAUUUAGACCAGGUCCUAUAAGGUCCUCAAGUCAAAAAAUAAAUAAAAAAUAAGACAGAUUGAGGCUUUUAAACGAAUGUGAAAUAUAGAGCUUCCUUCGGGGUAUUCUGUAAGGUUAAAAGGCGAGUGGUCUGAUCCUGCUUCGGAUUGUUCUGAAGAAAUCAUGAUACCGUUUUGCUUUAGUUUGCCUUUUUAAUUAUUUUAUUUACAUUUUCUCUGAAUUACUUAAAAUCCUGACAACUAAGAUAAAAAAAAAGCUGGGUUUGUGUUUUAGUGGUGGUUGGAACUCUGAUCUUGUCCAUCGGUUGUUUUUGAAUGUAAUUUUUGUAAUACGAAAAGUGACUGUUGUAAAAUGUUGUACAGGAUUGGAUACUGUAUAUAAUUCUAAUAAAAUCAAAUGUUUUCUUUAAACGAA
Molecule: messenger RNA, 6484 nt
Organism: Oncorhynchus masou masou (cherry salmon)
Lineage: Eukaryota; Metazoa; Chordata; Actinopteri; Salmoniformes; Salmonidae
Gene: uspl1
Product: ubiquitin specific peptidase like 1
Exons: 9
Coding region: 253-5655 (1800 amino acids)
Biological process (GO): protein desumoylation; Cajal body organization
Cellular component (GO): Cajal body
Molecular function (GO): SUMO binding
Source: RefSeq, a predicted model, not a curated record